AUGGCAGCCCCCCAACCAGUAACUCCUCAGCAAGUCAGCCCCGAAGCUUUCCCUUCAAUACAGCAGCAACAAAAUCAUGGCCUUCCGGUCAAAACCGAAACUGUUGGUGUAACAGAGCUACAGUCAUACCUUUCAGCAAACGAAAGCCCUGGGGAGGCUGAAGGAUCUCCGACUGGCUCCUGGCUCCGGCGUAAUCGCCAGAAAGCCAUCAUAUUCGGCGUUGUGUUCCUCGCCAUCGUCAUUAUCAUUGUCAUUGGUGUUGCCGCUGGAGUCUCUACUCAACAUUCGUCGCCGUCUGGGAGCAGUACCUCCACGAGCAAUAACGGCAGCGGCACAGGCAACAGCCACGGGACUACCACAACCACCACUACCGCGGCCGCGCACACCACCACCUCAUCAAGCUCAAAAUGUCAUCCGGGAGGGAUGCAGUGUAAUUCAAGCGGGGACUGCAGCAUCAUUUCGGAGUUCAGCCAGUGUAAACGGGCUUGCAACGGGUUUUACUAUUGCACCUGA
Molecule: messenger RNA, 513 nt
Organism: Colletotrichum gloeosporioides
Lineage: Eukaryota; Fungi; Ascomycota; Sordariomycetes; Glomerellales; Glomerellaceae
Exons: 1
Coding region: 1-513 (170 amino acids)
Source: RefSeq, a predicted model, not a curated record